CACACCACUCCAUUGCUAUUGCUCUGUACUUUUGAUUCCUUACGGUGAAAGAGGGAGCGCGUGGAAUAUCAUGGCCGACGGUAGUAACACGGUCGCGUGCGGAAUAAGUAAAGAGAUUAUGCUGUUUGGUGUUAGGGUUGUGCUUGACCCUAUGAGAAAGAGCGUGAGUUUGAACAACUUGUCUGAUUAUGAGCAGACGAAGGAGAUCCUAAAGAUCGGUGGCGAGGAUGGAGAUGGACAAGAUAUGAACAAAACCAACUCCUGUUACGCUUCCGCGGAUGAAGCUGUUCCGGUUUCUUCUAACCGUGAGAGGAAACGAGGAGUUCCAUGGAGUGAGGAAGAGCACAAGCUGUUCUUGCUUGGUCUGGAGAAAGUAGGAAAAGGAAAUUGGAAAGGAAUAUCUAAAAACUUUGUCAAGACCAGAACGUCUACUCAAGUAGCUAGUCAUGCUCAGAAAUACUUUCUCCGGCGAAGUAAUCUCAACCGUCGCCGCCGGAGAAGAUCUAGCCUUUUUGACAUGACAACUCCUACGGUCAUGCCCAUGGAAGAAGUGCAGGAGAACUCAUCACAACCAUCUUCUCUUGUACCAGAAGUUAACCUGGUCCCAUUUACUUCGCAAGCUUGGUCUGAACCGAUCUCUCUCAGCCUCUCACUAGCCAUAUCUAAUAUAAAUGAGCCAUCAUCUUCUUAUUCAAGGCAUUCAGCAUUCAACACCAUUGGAGUCGCUUAAUGCAAAUCCCAAAAGGUGAAUCUGCAACACACACACACACACAUCUUGUUUGUUUCUCUCUUGUACAGAUAGGACUUGACUAUGUUAUAUUUUAAUCAAAUUUACGUAUUUGGCUGAAAAGAUGUGUAGUGAAGAAGAAUAAUAGACAUAGGAGUUUGAAGAAUUGUAAGUGUGUUUGUAGGGUUUCCACCACCUUCAUCUUUUCUGUUUUUUUUUUCCUUACAUGUUUGGAAGUUGUUGUAAUACUAUCUGGUAUGGUUUGUUUCAUUCAUGUUCUCUCAGUCAAAAUCAUAGUCUUAGUUGCU
Molecule: messenger RNA, 1035 nt
Organism: Brassica oleracea var. oleracea
Lineage: Eukaryota; Viridiplantae; Streptophyta; Magnoliopsida; Brassicales; Brassicaceae
Product: transcription factor MYB1R1-like
Exons: 3
Coding region: 71-730 (219 amino acids)
Biological process (GO): response to ethylene; response to auxin; response to gibberellin
Molecular function (GO): DNA binding
Source: RefSeq, a predicted model, not a curated record